Messenger RNA from Penicillium brasilianum, 1188 nucleotides. The record is from the annotation of a GenBank genome assembly. Lineage: Eukaryota; Fungi; Ascomycota; Eurotiomycetes; Eurotiales; Aspergillaceae.
AUGGUGGAGAAGAAAUUCGUGCCGAUCAGUCUUGUUCCAAAGAGGGCACGUAGAUUCACACAUGGCGGCCUGGUGGCAUUCUUUUUAUUCAUCUACUUCUGUGUCACUAGGACAUCACACGACGUUCGUGAGACUCGGUCGUACGCUACUCCGGUGACGGCCGACAAUGGCGAGAGAUUUCCUAGAAAGAUCUGGCAGAUUUGGAAAGUCAAUCCAUUGGAUUUUGCCGAACGCGAUAUCGAGGUUGCGCGCAGCUGGACUGUGAAAAACCCGGGCUAUCGCUAUGAAGUUCUGACCGACCAAAAUGACCUCGAAUAUGUCGAAACGAAGUUCGGUCCCGAUGGGGAGAAUCGACCAGAUAUCGUUGAAACCUAUCGAUUAUUAACCGCUCCAAUUAUCAAGGCCGAUCUACUACGGUACCUAGUGAUGUAUAUAGAAGGAGGUGUCUAUGCGGAUAUCGACGUGGAAGCAUUGAGACCCGUCGAGCGAUUCAUCCCAAGCACACAAGACGAGACAGAAAUUGGCAUGGUUAUUGGCGUCGAAAUCGAUGAGCCACACUUCAGCGACCAUCCUAUACUCGGUCAGAAAUCACAAUCCUUCUGCCAAUGGACCUUCAUGUGCAAGCCCCGACAGCCCGUGAUGAUGCGGCUAGUCGAGAACAUUCUUCACUGGCUCAACGACCUCACCAUCAAGCAAAGGAAGCCCAUCUCAGAGCUUCAGCUGGACUUCGAUGACGUGAUCACCGGUACCGGGCCAUCUGCAUUUACAGGAGCCAUUCUGUCUGAAAUGAGCCGUACGACUGGCAGGACAGUCACAUGGAACGCUUUCCACGAUAUACCGGAGUCAAAAGUUGUUGGCGGAUUUUUGGUCCUCACGGUGGAAGCCUUCGCCGCAGGACAAGGUCAUUCCGACUCGGGCAGCCAUAACUCGCGCAAUGCGUUAGUCAAGCAUCAUUACCAUGCAUCAGAGUGGCCGAAGAGUCACCCACGAUACUACCACCCAAUCUUUGGAGAGGUUGAGAAGUGCAAUUGGAACAUGGACUGCGUGAGGAAAUGGGACGAGGAAACGGCUGCUUUUGCUGCCUUGCCCCAGGAAGAGCAGGAGCGCCAGAUUGCCACAUUUCGGGCAAUAGGCGAAGCGUUAAAGAAUAUGGAAAUACCCCCGCAGCCCGGCUUUGGCUUUUCGUGA